AUGGUGAAGCAAGUAAAAGCCUCACUCACAUGCUUUGUUCUUUUCCUUCUUGUCAUAGCUACUUCCAUGAUAUCAAUAGUUCACUCGAAAAACACAAUGAUAAUUCCUACAAUUACAGAGAAUCAAGUUAAGAGUUGGCAAAGGAAGACAAGGAUGAACCAUGGAAGCCAUCGUGGUGGUUCGAGGAAACAUCUUGUGAAGCCAACAGCAGAGGAUUCUUUUCAGUUGGCUCGUGAGUUUCCUGUGUAG
Vicia faba (fava bean) is the source of this 249-nucleotide messenger RNA. The record is from the annotation of a GenBank genome assembly. Lineage: Eukaryota; Viridiplantae; Streptophyta; Magnoliopsida; Fabales; Fabaceae.